Messenger RNA from Mangifera indica (mango), 798 nucleotides. Its product is annotated as ATP-dependent Clp protease adapter protein CLPS1, chloroplastic-like. Bases 135 to 623 code for a protein of 162 amino acids. Lineage: Eukaryota; Viridiplantae; Streptophyta; Magnoliopsida; Sapindales; Anacardiaceae. The transcript is spliced from 3 exons. Gene Ontology annotation, biological process: protein catabolic process; proteolysis. The record is from RefSeq and is a predicted model, not a curated record.
AACGACGUCUUUCCAAUUGUUGGUCUCCAGAUCCACGGCCUCCAGUUUUUAUUUUUUAUUUUUUAUAAAUUUCUUUUUGAUUGGAAAUUGUUGGAGAAACAGAACUGAGAGAGAGAAAGAGAGGGAGAGAGAAUAUGGAGACUGCAAUCUGUGGGAGACUAGCUCUUUCAGCCAACACCGUCUUUAAUUCCAAACCAGUAUGUGGAAUAGGGGACAGGCAGUCUCUUUGUAGAGGAGCAUAUGCCAAUCGGAACAUUCUCAUGGCUGUUUCAGCUACAGGACCAGGUAAAGGAGGAGUGUUGGAGAGGCCAGUUAUUGAGAGAACCACUCCUGGUCGAGAAUCUGAAUUUGAUCUAAGGAAAAAAAAGAAAACAACUCCACCUUACCGGGUGAUAUUGCACAAUGACAACUACAAUAAACGGGAGUAUGUUGUCCAAGUAUUGAUGAAGGUUAUUCCCGGAAUGACUCUGGACAAUGCAGUUAAUAUCAUGCAAGAAGCACACUACAAUGGUUUGUCAGUAGUGAUUAUUUGUUCUCAGGCAGAUGCAGAGGAUCAUUGCAUGCAACUAAGAGGCAAUGGGCUACUGAGUUCUAUUGAACCUGAAAGUGGUGGUUGUUGCUGAAACUAUAGCCCUAGAGAAAAAUCCCUUGGGUUUAUUACUCAUUCGAAAGUGUUAGAUUGUUGUAUAUAAAACCAAUAGUGCUCUUGUAUGAACCUCAGUCAUCCUGUGGUCAAAUUAAAGACAGCAGGGUGGUAGUAAUUUUCAAAAUAAUUAAAUAAAUAAAUUUUGUUAGAUA